AUGCAAUUUUCAAAAACUUUAAUCUUAUCAGCCAUCUUUGUUGCUGUUAAUGCUGCUGAUUCAUCAUCAGGUGGUAUUGCUGCUGCAGCUACUUCAAAAGUUUCAUCAGCUGUUGCAGGUGGUGCCUCAUCAGUUUCAUCUCAAGCUAGUUCAAAAGCAUCUUCAGCUACUGGUGGUGCUGCCUCACAAGCUAGUUCAAAAGUUUCUUCAGCUACUGGUGGUUCAUCAAGUUCAAAAGCAGGUGCUGCUGGUGUCGGUGCUGGUUCUUUAGCCGCUAUUGCUGGUCUUUUAUUAUUAUAA
Lodderomyces pseudojiufengensis is the source of this 300-nucleotide messenger RNA. RefSeq names its product Rbr1p (gene RBR1). The record is from RefSeq and is a predicted model, not a curated record. Lineage: Eukaryota; Fungi; Ascomycota; Pichiomycetes; Serinales; Debaryomycetaceae. The transcript has a single exon. Bases 1 to 300 code for a protein of 99 amino acids.